UCAGGUGUGUUCAGAAUGAAGGGCUGUUAUAUAGUGCUGCUCUUCUUCCUGUCCUCAGGGACAGCUCAAACAUGCUGCACAUCCGUCGAUGCCAUGUGGAAUGAACUGAAGAUGCUGAGAGACAUGGUGGUGGAGCAGAGGUUUGAGCUGAGGGGCCUGGAGAGCAGAAUGAAAGACGUCGAGGAGAAGACUGACGAAGACAGGGCGAAGAUUUUAGUUUUGACGAUGGAGCUUGGGAACAUGUCAGAGAAGGUGGAGGAGCAGAGAACCGAGCUGGUGGCCACAAGAAACAAGAUUUCUGAGCUGGAGAAGGAAAACGCAGUGUUCUCAGCAGAGCUGUCAGCUGCUGGACACAGAGUGGAAGCCAGUGAGAAAGAAGUGGCCACUCUGAAAGGAGCGCUAAGCACGACCGAGGAUCAAGUGCAACUGCAGAAGAUAACUGUGGAGAACCUGGAGAGAGCAAACACAGAGCACGAGAGCAGACUGAAUGCUGUGGACCUCAGACUUACAGACAGUGAAAAUGAAGCAGAGGAGCAGAGGAUGGAAGUGAGGACUCUGAGAGAGGAUCUGAACAGCACCAUGACUGAGCAGCAACUCCAAAACAUGAACAUAGAGAGACUUCAGAAAGAAACUUCAGUGUUCUCAGCAGAGCUGUCAGCUGCUGGACACAGAGUGGAAGCCAGUGAGAACGAAGUGGCCACUCUGAAAGGAGCGCUAAGCACGACCGAGGAUCAAGUGCAACUGCAGAAGAUAACUGUGGAGAACCUGGAGAGAGCAAACACAGAGCACGAGAGCAGACUGAAUGCUGUGGACCUCAGACUUACAGACAGUGAAAACGAAGCAGAGGAGCAGGGGAUAGAAGUGAGGACUCUGAGAGAGGAUCUGAACAGCACCAUGACUGAGCAGCAACUCCAAAACAUGAACAUAGAGAGACUUCAGAAUCAAACUUCAGUGUUCUCAGCAGAGCUGUCAGCUACUGGACACAGAGUGGAAGCCAGUGAGAACGAAGUGGCCACUCUGAAAGGAGCGCUUAGCACGACCGAGGAUCAAGUGCAACUGCAGAAGAUAACUGUGGAGAACCUGGAGAGAGCAAACACAGAGCACGAGAGCAGACUGAAUGCUGUGGACCUCAGACUUACAGACAGUGAAAACGAAGCAGAGGAGCAGGGGAUGGAAGUGAGGACUCUGAGAGAGGAUCUGAACAGCACCAUGACUGAGCAGCAACUCCAAAACAUGAACAUAGAGAGACUUCAGAAUCAAACUUCAGGUAAGAUUGCUUUCUCUGUUGGUUUGAACGGUCCGGUGGGACCCCUCAACACUGACACUCUGCUGAAGUACGAUAAAGUCUUCACCAACAUUGGCAAUGCUUAUAACCCUACAUCAGGAAAGUUCGUCGCACCCAUCAGAGGAGUUUACUACUUCAGAUUCACAGCAUUUCACUACAAACAUUCUCACUAUGUUGGCGUAGACCUGUACCACAAUGACCAGAGACUGUUAUCAAAUACAGAACAUAUCAAUAAUGAAGGGCAUACGUAUUUGUCAAAUGCAUUAACUCUUCAGUUAGAUGAGGGAGAUUUGAUGUACAUGAAGCUUCCCUCACUGAACAGUCUGUAUGAUAACUAUGAAAAUCACAACACUUUCAGUGGCGUCCUCCUCUUCAGUUUGUAAGUGAUGGUCAUGUGAUCGUCACAGUGAACUACUUAUUUAUGAUGAACCAGCACAUCAAUAAAUAUCUGAUGAUUAAACUCCUUGGAUAACCGGA
This is a messenger RNA of Notolabrus celidotus (New Zealand spotty), 1762 nucleotides long. RefSeq names its product ELKS/Rab6-interacting/CAST family member 1-like. The transcript is spliced from 9 exons. The record is from RefSeq and is a predicted model, not a curated record. NCBI's taxonomy places the organism in Eukaryota, Metazoa, Chordata, Actinopteri, Labriformes, Labridae. Gene Ontology annotation, molecular function: protein binding. The coding region runs from base 16 to 1668 and encodes 550 amino acids.